Quercus lobata is the source of this 1581-nucleotide messenger RNA. Its product is annotated as basic leucine zipper 61-like. Gene Ontology annotation, cellular component: nucleus. NCBI's taxonomy places the organism in Eukaryota, Viridiplantae, Streptophyta, Magnoliopsida, Fagales, Fagaceae. Gene Ontology annotation, molecular function: DNA-binding transcription factor activity; DNA binding. Gene Ontology annotation, biological process: positive regulation of DNA-templated transcription. The transcript is spliced from 4 exons. The record is from RefSeq and is a predicted model, not a curated record. Bases 206 to 1162 code for a protein of 318 amino acids.
UAGUCUUCCUUUCCUCAGUGAUUUUAGGACUCCCAAGAUUUUUGUUUUUCUUGCUUGCUUGCUUACUUAUUCUGAUUAAUGAAUGUUACUAGUGAGCACACAUCUGUUUUUGUUUUUGUUUUUGUUUUUGUUUUGAUUGGUCAGAUUGGUUUCUCUCUCUUGUACAUAAAGCACGCAUUUUUCGCUCUCUAUUUUUGUGUGUCAUAUGGCACAAUUACCGCCCAAAAUACCAAGCAUGACUCAAAAUUGGCAUUCAUCUCCUCACCAACGAAUGCCAAUUAUAGCAAACUUCAUUCCCACAAACCAUAACACCAACAACAACACCCAACAUCAUCAACAACAACAACAACAACAACCUCCCUCUUGGAUAGAUGAGUUCCUCGACUUCUCAUCCGCCCGACGCGGAUCCCACCGUCGGACUGUGAGCGAUUCCAUUGCCUUUCUGGAAGCCCCAUUCAUUGAAGAAUGCCGGAAUUCUAGCACCGCGGUAGUCAUGCAUGGGAAUAAUGGUUUUGACCGUUUGGACGACGAGCAGCUCAUGUCAAUGUUCUCCGAUGAUUUAUCGGUCACACUUCCGCCUACUGUGUCGUCUUCCAACCCGUCCACGCCAUCCGAUCACAACAGCAAUAUUGAUGAUGACAACAAGCCAAUGCCACUAGAACAGCAGCAACAGCCUAAAGCUGAACCAGGAGAGGUGGAAAGCUCAUGCAAUACUGACCCACAAGCGCCACCGCCCUCCGCAACCCCCACCGGAGACUCCAUCACCGAUCCUAAGAGGGUUAAAAGAAUCUUGGCAAACCGGCAAUCAGCGCAAAGGUCUAGAGUUAGGAAGCUACAAUAUAUUUCAGAGCUUGAACGGAGUGUGACAACGUUACAGACCGAAGUAUCAGCGUUGUCACCACGGGUUGCAUUCUUGGACCACCAGAGGUUGAUUCUUAAUGUUGAUAAUAGCGCUCUCAAGCAACGGAUCGCUGCUUUGGCUCAGGAUAAGAUUUUCAAAGAUGCUCAUCAAGAGGCAUUAAAGAAGGAAAUAGAGAGAUUGAGGGAAAUCUACCACCACCAGAACCUUAAGAAGAUGAGCAACCAAAAUGCAGCACAACCACGACAGCCACCAACCUCUGCUCCCUUGGGCUGUACAAACACACAGCAGCUUAUCAACUGAGGCUGAGAGAGUAGUGGCGCGCGCGCGUGUGAGAAUCAGAUCACGUACUGCUAUUGUAGCUGCAUUCUGCUAACAGGUGUUUUCACGUGAUAUUUGUUCCCACUUGUAUGUUUAUGUGGGACCUCUCUGACAAGCUUCCUAAGAUUCAAAGGGCUUGGAAUGGACACGUGGUUUUCUUAGAUUGGGUGGUGAAAAUAUCUUGUUUUUUCCAGUAAUGUUUUGGGGAAAAUGGGAUUGGUUUUUUUUUCUUUUUUCUUUUUUUGGUUAAAUGUAUUCAUGACUACAGUAUAUUUUUUUUUCUUUUUUUUCAUCUCUAAUUUUCAAUUAAUUUUUUGAGGGGCAAAGUAUGGUGGUUGUAUUUGAUAAAAGAAAGAGUUCAGGGCGAGGGAUCGUUAAUGUCUAAUUAUUGGAUUUUUCUA